This is a messenger RNA of Closterium sp. Naga37s-1, 2676 nucleotides long. The record is from the annotation of a GenBank genome assembly. NCBI's taxonomy places the organism in Eukaryota, Viridiplantae, Streptophyta, Zygnematophyceae, Desmidiales, Closteriaceae.
AUGGCUACAAUACAGCGUGUCUUGCCUUGGCCCUCUGCUGCACCACGUGCUCUGCUGCACCACGUGCUCUGCUGCACCACGUGCUCUGCUGCACCACGUGCUCUCUGCUGCACCACGUGCUCUCUGCUGCACCACGUGCUCUCUGCUGCACCACGUGCUCUCUGCUGCAUGCUGGAAUUGUGCUCCUUGCAGAAAUUCUGCUCCUUACCUCCCACUCCUUCCUGUGGGUGUGUGUGCGCAUGUCUGCAGGCGUCCCAGCUGGAGACAGCACAAGCAGAGAGUGCCAGAGGGAGUGGAGCAGGGCAGGGUGGGCAGGCGUAUCCUGAUAAGGAGCCACAGCCAUUCCCUUGGAGGGAGCGUCAGCACCAUUUUCCUGAGAGGGAUCAUCAGCAGCAAUUCCCUGAGAGGGAGCAGCAGCAAUUCCCUGAGAGGGAGCAGCAGCAAUUCCCUGAGAGGGAGCCGCAACCAUUCCCUGAAAGAGAGCAUCAGCAAUUCCCUGAGAAGAUACCUCAUGGCAGCGGUGUGUUUGGGGAGGAGGGAGUGGUUCUUGAUCGGCCAGGGGCAGAAGAGGAGAAGAGGACUGAGGUGAAGGCGAGUGUGGGGCAAGGGAAGGAGGAUGAAGAUGAGGAUGGGAAGGAUGGUGAUGAGGGUGACGAGGAGAAGGAGGAGAAGGAGGAGAAGGACGCGGGAGGGAAGAGUGAGGGAGGGCAAAAGGGGGAUGAGGAGGAGAGUGAUGAGGGGAGUGGAGAGGGGGAAGCGGGAGGCAAGAAGGAGAAGAAAGCAGGGGAUAAGGGUGAGAGCGAGGAUGAGGAGGACGGGGAGGAUGAUGAAGAGGAUGAUGAGGAGGAAGGGGGUGGGAAGGAAGGGAAGAAGGGACGCAGUGAAGCAGGUACAGGCAGCGGGAAGAAAGCGCAGGAUGAGGAGGGGGAGAAAGAAGACGAGGAGGACGAGGAGGAGAAGGAGAAGGAGAAGGAGGCGAAGGAGGAGGCGAGGGAGGGGGAGGAGGGCUCGCAUAGCAGUGGGGAAGGAGCGGAGGAGGAGGACGAAGGGGCUGGGCCUGCAGAUGACAGUGCUGCUGGUGACGCUGGUGGUGAUGGUGGUGGUGGUGGCAGUGAGGGGGAGAACAGCAGCAGCGGGGGUGGGGAGGCCACAGGGGAGAGUGCGGGCUCGUCGGAGCAGCAGUCGGUCGCUGCCAAGGAAGUGGUGAGCACUUGCAAUCUGCUCACUGCCCGCGAAUCCCUCACUUAUUCAUCUUAUCGCUACUCCAGAAAAGUGGAGGAGGCAGCAGCGGUAGCGGCGGAUCUGGUGGGCGAGCCGAUAGACGUGGAGGGGUGUCGGGGGCGCACGGUGUACAUUCACAAGCUUUCCCUUCCCCUCUCUCCCCCUUCCCCCUCGAUUUCCCUCUACUCUGCCCCUCUUAUUCAGAAAGCGGAGGCAGCAGCAGUUGCAGCAGACCCGGUGGGAGAGCCGAUAGACGUGGAGGGGUGUCGGGGGCGCACGGUGUACAUUCACAAGCUGGCUCAGGCGUACAACCGCGGGCUCGUCGAGCAGUGCGCCACGCUGCUACCCUGGUUCUCCAUCUGCCCGCACUUCCAGAACGACGGCUUGGGAAACCGAAUCCGCAACAGCAAGCUGCUUCUACCCUCUGGCCGAUGGUUCGAGACGCACAUGUACGCCCUGGAGAUGGUCUUUCACUACAGGCUGCGCAAGGCGUACAAGUGCAUCACGAGCGAUCCAGACAAAGCAGACCUCUUCUUCAUCCCUUUCUACGCCUCCCUGGACGUGACUCGCUGGCACUUCGCCAAGAACGCGUCGUUGGACGACCGUGACCGCAUGCAUGAUGGGCUCGCCAAGUGGCUCAUGAGAAGGGAGCACUUCAAGAAGCGCAACGGAGCGGACCACUUCAUCGUGCUGGGGCAGGGCUCGUGGGACUUCAGGCGGUCAGAGGGGUCGCAGUGGGGCAACCGCCUGCUGCUGCUGCCCGAGAUGAAGCACGUGACGAAGCUAGUGCUGGCCGCCAACCUGUGGGAGGACACCGAGAUCGGCAUCCCCCCUCUCACCUUCUUCCACCCUCGCUGGGAGAAGGACUACAAGACAUGGCAGCGCAUAGCCGAGUCGCACCGGCGCACGUCGCUGGCCGCGUUUGCAUCGCUGAGGGACGCGUUCAGCAAGCACAACAAGGCACUGGGGCGGCAGUGCAAGAAAGCCAAGGCGUGCCGAUACCUGGAGUGCGUGGAGGACAUCUGCACGCGGCCAGAGGUGCUCAUGGAUCUAUUCACCGAUGCUGCCUUCUGCAUCGUACCAUCGGGCCACACGGGCGCCCGCAGGGCCGCCUUUGACGCCAUCGUGGCUGGCUGCAUCCCCGUCUUCCUCGACUCCUUCGUGCCCUCCCAGUACAAGUGGCACCUACCGGCCAACAGCAGCACCUACUCGGUGACGCUGAGUGAGAAAGCAGUGCUGGCAGGCAAGGUUGACGUCAUCAAGGAGCUCGAGAAGAUUCCAGGAAAGGAGGUGCGGCGAAUGAGGUUGAAGAUCAUAAGGGAGGUGAUGCCGGCAGUGGUGUACAACCACCCGCGCAUGUAUCCCAUGGAACAAAAGCGAGACGCCUUUGAUAUUGCUAUGGAGGAGGUGGUGAGGCGAGUGCAGCGCAACAAGCAGGCAGCUGCUGCGGCCUGA